Messenger RNA from Brienomyrus brachyistius, 2054 nucleotides. RefSeq names its product glucose-6-phosphate isomerase-like. Gene Ontology annotation, biological process: gluconeogenesis; glycolytic process; glucose 6-phosphate metabolic process. The transcript has 18 exons. The coding region runs from base 120 to 1781 and encodes 553 amino acids. Gene Ontology annotation, molecular function: monosaccharide binding; carbohydrate derivative binding; glucose-6-phosphate isomerase activity. Gene Ontology annotation, cellular component: cytosol. The record is from RefSeq and is a predicted model, not a curated record. NCBI's taxonomy places the organism in Eukaryota, Metazoa, Chordata, Actinopteri, Osteoglossiformes, Mormyridae.
CAAAUGACUUCCUGCUGGUAAAGUACGGCGCUGUCCUUCAUCUAACAGAUACAGACACGCUGACAUUCCGUCGCAGUUCGGCCGUUUAAGCAGCAUUGUUACGAACAUCUCACUUCGACAUGGGACUCACAAGCGACCCAGUGUACCAGACCCUGGAGCAAUGGUACAAAUCCAGUGCUGGCAAUCUCAACAUGAGGCAGAUGUUUGAUGCCGAUAAGGAACGAUUCAGCAAAUUCAGUAUCACUCUUGAGACUGACGAUGGUGACAUCCUGCUGGAUUACUCUAAGAACCUUAUCGAUGAGCAAGUCAUGAAGAUGUUGCUGGAGAUGGCAAAGUCCAGAGGCGUGGAGGCAGCGAGGGAGAGGAUGUUCACUGGCGAGAAGAUCAACUUUACUGAGGGCCGUGCCGUCCUUCACAUUGCCCUGAGGAACCGCUCCAACACCCCUAUUCAUGUCGGUGGGAAAGAUGUCAUGCCUGACGUCAACAGGGUCUUGGACAAGAUGAAAGGUUUUUGCCAUAGAGUACGCAGCGGGCAGUGGAAGGGCUACUCCGGGAAGUCGAUCACUGACGUCGUCAACAUUGGUAUCGGGGGAUCUGACCUGGGCCCCCUGAUGGUCACAGAGGCUCUGAAGCCCUACUCUAAGGGUGGACCACGUGUGUGGUUUGUCUCCAACAUUGAUGGGACUCACAUCGCUAAGACUCUGGCUGAGCUCAAUGCCGAAACCACCCUCUUCAUCGUGGCAUCCAAGACAUUCACCACUCAGGAGACCAUCACAAACGCGGAGUCUGCCAAGGAGUGGCUGCUUAGGUCUGCUAAUGAUCCUUCUGCUGUCGCCAAGCACUUUGUGGCACUGUCCACCAAUGCGCCCAAAGUGAAGGACUUUGGGAUCGACACAAACAACAUGUUUGAGUUCUGGGAUUGGGUUGGUGGACGUUAUUCUCUGUGGUCGGCAAUUGGGCUGUCCAUUGCCUUACACAUUGGCUUUGAGAACUUUGAGCAGCUGCUUUGUGGAGCUCACUGGAUGGAUAACCACUUCCGCAGCGCCCCCUUGGAGAGCAAUGUCCCUGUGCUGCUGGCCCUACUAGGGAUCUGGUACAUCAACUUCUUCCAGGCGGAGACUCAUGCCCUGCUACCCUAUGACCAGUACAUGCACCGCUUCGCCGCCUACUUCCAGCAGGGCGACAUGGAGUCCAAUGGCAAAUAUAUCACCAACCAGGGCAAGCGUGUGAGCCACCACACCGGGCCCAUCGUGUGGGGGGAGCCUGGGACCAAUGGGCAACACGCCUUCUAUCAGCUCAUCCACCAGGGAACACGCAUGAUCCCGGCCGACUUCCUCAUGCCGGCCCAGAGCCAUCACCCAAUCAGGGACAACCUACACCACAAGAUCCUGAUCGCCAACUUCCUGGCCCAGACAGAGGCUCUGAUGAAGGGCAAGACUGCAGAAGAGGCCAGGAAGGAGCUGGAGGGAAGCGGCAUGAGUGGAGAACCUCUGGAGAAGCUUCUGCCCCACAAAGUUUUCCAAGGAAACAAACCUACCAACUCCAUAGUGUUUAGGAAGCUGUCACCGUACAUCCUGGGGGCACUUGUUGCUAUGUAUGAGCACAAGAUCUUUGUGCAGGGAGUUAUGUGGGAGAUCAACAGUUAUGACCAGUGGGGGGUCGAGCUGGGAAAGCAGCUGGCGAAGAAGAUCGAGCCGGAACUGCAGGACACGGCGGAGGUGCACACGCACGACUGCUCCACCAACGGCCUCAUCAACUUCUUCAAAAAGAACUAUGCUUAAGCCCCACCUCCCUCCAGACACCAGGGCCCAGUCAGCCAAUGAGAAUCAGCGCUUUGACACCUUAUCCAGCACCGCCCAGUAGUGUAACUGAGGAAGAGCACUUUAAUAGUCUGUGUCUGUGUAUUGUGAGUCCUCACUGUACUUGUAAGCGAUAAGGAAGAAGCCAUUGUCACCUUUGUAGGUGUAAUGUUAAAAUGCCUCCCCCUCUUCUUGUAUCUCUGGCUCCAUAGUAACAUUGUGACCGACCACAGUAAAUGUUUACGUGCUUAAAAA